Messenger RNA from Leishmania braziliensis MHOM/BR/75/M2904, 420 nucleotides. RefSeq names its product putative BET1-like protein. The transcript has a single exon. NCBI's taxonomy places the organism in Eukaryota, Euglenozoa, Kinetoplastea, Trypanosomatida, Trypanosomatidae. The record is from RefSeq and is a predicted model, not a curated record. The coding region runs from base 1 to 420 and encodes 139 amino acids.
AUGAUCCAACCUCAGAGCACUCUGUUCCGCCGUCGUGAGGGCGGCGCCGAUAAUGAUGGGGCAUUUAGCUCUCCGUCCUCUUCCCCCGCCCCGUACCAGACGCGUCCCGGGGCGGCAGCUUCCGCUCCAGUGCGUGCAGACGCCUCGCAGGAGCAGGAGAACGACGUUCUCAUGCAGGCCCUGUUGUCUGACAUGCGCAGGGCCAAGAAGAGCUUUACUAGGAUGGGCGAUGAGGUGCGAGAGCAGAACGCGGUGCUGGAGCGACUGCGCGCCUCCUUCCUGACUGCGCAGAACUCCCUUCGCCAAACGAUGCGGCACCUGGACAAGGUAGGCUGGGGAGGCUUCAAACACAUGUGGGCGCUGGCGCUCUUUGUGAUUGUCUUUUUCAUGCUGCUCUACUUGAUGCUUCGCUUUCGGUAA